This is a messenger RNA of Moesziomyces aphidis, 1980 nucleotides long. The record is from the annotation of a GenBank genome assembly. Lineage: Eukaryota; Fungi; Basidiomycota; Ustilaginomycetes; Ustilaginales; Ustilaginaceae.
AUGUCACAGGCUGGUGCACGAAUCUUGGCGCACAAGGCUGCGCAUCUGCCUUGUGCAGUCACUCCGGGCGCCAAUGCCAUCAAGACCACUCGCGAGGUGCUCGGACUCAUCCAAGACAAGAACGUCGACAUUGUCAUCCCUCGUCUCGAGGGCAAGAACGAUGUCUGUCGUUGCGACGUCUACCGUCCCAAGGACACCGAGGACGGCAAGACGUAUCCGGUUCUCAUCACCGCCGGCCCUUACGGCAAAGACAUUGCCUACUCGGAGUUCUACCCAGAAUCUUUUGCCCAGCUUCCAGACGAACAGAAGUCCGAACUCUCAGCUUGGGAGGUCCCCGAGCCCACCUUCUGGACGCGUCACGGCUUCAUCGUCGUUCGUGUCGAUGAGCAAGGCACCGGCCAGUCGCCCGGCUUCCUCGACACGAUGUCGGACCAGACGGCCAACAACUUCUUCCACUGCAUCGAGUGGGCGGCUUCGCAGUCCUGGUCCUCUGGCAAGGUCGGCCUGCUAGGCAUCUCCUACUAUGCUGGAAGCCAGUGGCGCGUGGCGGCACGCAAGCCCAAGGGCCUCGCCGCCAUGAUCCCCUGGGAAGGCAUGUCGGACUACUACCGCGACCGUGUUCGCAAGGGCGGUAUCUAUGGCGACGGCUUCGUCACCAUGUGGCAAAACUACCAGAUCAACUCGAACCAGUACGGUCGAGCAGCUGCCCCGCCACCCAAGAAGACCUGGGGUCCGGGACGCAACGCCAAAGUCCCAAGCAUCGAAGGCGUUCUCACUCCUGAGCAGCUCAGGGAGAACCGCACCGAUCAGACUGUCGACAACGCCGAGAACUUCUUCCUAGACCAGGACUACUACGCCUCGCGCGAAUUUGACCUUGCCGACAUUGAGACGCCCCUGCUCAGCGUCGGUAACUGGGGCGGCAUUGCGCUUCAUCUCCGUGGAAAUGUGGCAGGCUACCUCGGUGCUGGCUCCAAAAUGAAGUGGCUCUGGCUCAUCACCGGUAGACACGACCUCCCCUUCUACCUUCCCGAGCGCGUGGCCCUGCAGCUCUCUUUCCUGAACGCCUUCCUGCGCGGCCAAGACGACCGAGGCUGGCUCAAGGGUCCCAACGCGGAUGGCGGCGUACCUGCUGUCAGCUACGUCGUUCGCAAGGGCUCGCCCAAGUUCAACACGAUCGAAGGUGACCGUUCCUUCCCAGAGAAGAUCGCCAACAGCUGGCCUCUUCCCAACACUAUCUACACACCCUUCUUCCUAUCGGCGGAUCAUCAACUAAAGAAGGACCGUCAGGCUGCCGCUGUUGCCACCAACGGUGUCACGAGCAUCGAUGGCCACCAGCCCAGCUCGCCCGAGCAGGUAGCUUACCGCGGCUUCGACGGAGAGAGCGUCAAGUUCGAGCACAAGGUCGAAGGGUCCGAGAUCGAGAUCACUGGUCAUCCGCACCUGCGUCUGCUCAUGAGCGUCGCUGCCGAUCCUAACACCGGCUCGGUCCCCUCGGAAAUUGACAUAUUUGCAACUCUUCGCCAUCUCGACGCCGCGGGUAGCGAGAUCUUCUACACUGGCACGGCAGGCGAUCCAUGCCCCAUCGUCAAGGGCUGGCUGCGUGCUUCAGUGCGCAAGGUGGACCAGGCCAAGAGCACGGACCUUGUGCCCCACCGUAACUACCUCAGCUCCGAGAUUGCUCCGCUCAAGCUCGAUACGGUUUACGCGCUCGAUGUCGAACUGUGGCCCACGAAUGUCGUCAUUCCAGCCGGUCAUACCCUGCAACUUGAGGUUGGACCUCAGGAUCAGCAAGGCGGAGGCGUGUUUACCCACACUCAUCCUCAAGACAGAGUUCAAGCUAAGCUCGCUGGUAUCAACUCGAUCCACACUGGAACCGUCGAUGCCGGAAAGGUCGACACGAUCGGCAUCAGCGCAAAGACACCCGCGCUCGGCAACGAUGUCCUUGCAAGCUGCCUUGUUCUUCCCGUCAUUCAGUCCUAG